AUAAGACUCCUGACAAAGGACGUCCCUCUACAUCCGGGGAGUUGCGGAGCCGCGGCUGCAGCAAAGCGGCGGGAGCUGCUAGCUGAUGAAAAUAAAUUCAUAUAAAAAAUAUAAAGAGCAAAAGCCGGACUGAUAACCGGACGGGUUUGUGCAGGAUAAGUGAUGGGAGACAGUGACGAUGAGUAUGACCGGCGAAGGAGAGACAAGUUCCGCCGGGAGAGGAGCGAUUAUGACCGAUCACGAGAGAGGGAGGACCGGCGCAGGGACGAGUGGAGCGACAGGCGGCCCUCUGCCAGGGAGUGGGACCGGGGACGGGAACGGCGUAGCCGGGCGGAGUACCGGGACUAUGAGCGGGGGCGCCGGGAGCGCUUCUCGCCGCCCCGGCACGACAUGAGCCCGCAGCAGAAGCGCAUGCGCAGGGACUGGGACGACCAUGGUGGCGACCCCUACCACGGCGGCUACGACCUGCCGUAUGGAGGCGGCAGUGGGGGGCCCAGCUAUGCUCCCCCGCAGCCCUGGGGCCCCCCUGACAUGCACAUGAUGCAACAGCACCAUGGGAUCCCCAUCCAGGCUCGGCUGGGGAACAUCCAUGAUGUGGAGCUGGCCCCUCCCCCACCAGUGAUGAAGAGCUUCAAGGAGUUCCUGCUGUCCCUGGACGACUCGGUGGACGAGACAGAGGCCGUCAAGCGAUACAACGAGUACAAGAUGGACUUCAGGCGGCAGCAGAUGCAGGAUUUCUUCUUGGCCCACAAAGACGAGGAGUGGUUCCGCUCCAAGUACCACCCGGAUGAGGCAGGCCGGCGCAAAGCGGACGCCCACAGCGCCCUGCAGAAUCGCCUGAGCGUCUUCAUGUACCUGCUGGAGGGAGGCUGGUUCGACAAUGUCUCCCUGGACAUCGAGCGCGCCCCCGCCAUCAUCAAGAUCCUGGACGCUGCGGUGAUAAAAAUGGAGGGAGGCAGUGACAACGACCUGCGCAUCCUGGAGCAGCCCACAGAGGAGGAAGAGGAGCGGGAGAGGGCGGCUGCGGGCGGCCCAGGGGCGGAGCCUCCGAAGAGGGAGGAGCCCAAGGCGGGGAAUGCGGACCGCAAGCUGGCCGCGGACAAGGAGGACAAGGAGGACAAGGAGAAGGUUGGAGGCGGGGCAGGAGGCACUGAUGAGAAGCAGAAAGGCGGGGGCGGAACCGGAGGGGGCGUGGCUGAGGAGGACAAGGUAGACGCAGCUCCAGAGAGAGAGGAGCCUUCGGAACCUAAGAAGCUGAGUAAGAAGAGGAAGAGGAAGCGCAGCGGCGACAGCGAGGAUGAAGCCAGCGCCUCGGACAGCGAGUCGGACUCGGACUCGGACUCCAUCUCCCGUUCCUCCGAGAAACCGGCCGAGCGGGAGGAAGGUGAGGACAAAGAGGAAGAGGAGGAUGAGGAGGAGGAGGAAGGCGAAGCGAGUGCAAAGGAGCACAAGGAGCAGCAGCUGAAGGAGAAAGAGCGGGUGGAGAAGGCGGCCAAGGAGGAGGCGCAGGUGCGGCCGCGGCCGCUGCACAAGACCUGCUCGCUCUUCAUGAGGAGCAUCGCGCCAAGCAUCUCCAAGGCAGAAAUUGUCGCGCUCUGCCGGCGGUACCCAGGAUUCAUGCGGGUGGCAUUAUCGGAGCCCCAGCCAGAGCGCAGGUUCUUCCGUCGCUGCUGGGUGACAUUUGACCGCAGCGUGAACAUCAAGGAAAUCUGCUGGAACCUGCAGAACAUCCGUUUGCGGGACUGUGAGCUGGCUCCGGGGGUCAACCGCGAUCUGGCACGUAGGGUCCGCAACAUCAAUGGCAUCACCCAGCACCGGCAGGUUCUCCGUAACGACAUCAAGCUGUCGGCCAGACUGAUCCACACGCUGGAUGACAGGGAGAGGCUGUGGGGGCCCAGGCAGAGGGCCGAUGCACAGGGCCUGGAGCUCCCGGCCCAGAACCCCAUCCUGAAGAACAUCACAGACUAUCUGAUCGAGGAGGUGAGCGCGGAGGAGGAGGAACUGCUGGGGGGCACUGGGGGAGGCGAACCCGAGGAGGGCAGCAAGGAGGGACACCCGGCGGAGAUCACCGUGGAGCGGGACGAAAAACUGGUGAAGGUGCUGGACCGCUUACUGCUGUACCUACGCAUCGUCCACUCCAUCGACUACUACAAUUCCUGCGAGUACCCCAACGAGGACGAAAUGCCCAACCGUUGCGGCAUCGUGCAUGUGCGGGGCCCCAUCCCGCCCAAUCGCAUUACCCACGGAGAAGUGGCCGAGUGGCAGAAGACCUUCGAAGAGAAGCUCACGCCCCUGUUCAGCGUGAGGGAGACGCUAUCGGAGGAGGAGGCCGCGAAGAUGGGCCGCAAAGACCCCGAACAGGAGGUGGAGAAGUUUGUGUCGGCUAACACCCAGGAGCUGGGCAAGGACAAGUGGCUAUGUCCGCUCAGUGGGAAGAAGUUCAAGGGCCCAGAGUUCGUCCGCAAACACAUCUUGAACAAGCAUGGCGACAAGAUCGAGGAGGUCAAGAAGGAAGUCGUCUUCUUCAACAACUUCCUCAUGGACGCCAAGAGGCCCUCCCUCCCAGAAAUGAAACCCACUCCUCCCCCCGGCCCGGGGCAAGGAGUGCUCUCCCCUGGGCUACCAUUCCCUCCACAAGCACCUCAGGGUCUCAUUGGCUUUGGUCAGCCACGCCCCCCAGUCCUGGGUUACGGAGGUGGCCCUCCUUACCCACCCAACCAGUAUGGAGGGGGCCGGGGUAACUAUGACAACUUCCGCGGGCAGGGAGGCUACCCUGGGAAGCCUCGUAACCGAAUGAUCCGAGGAGAUCCGCGCAACAUCAUUGAAUACCGCGACCUGGAUGCUCCUGAGGACGUCGACUUCUUUUAGAAACCAUCGUUUUAUUGUUUUAUUUUAAUAUGUUUUUCUAUUUCUUUCUGCACGUGGCAGUGACCGUCUUGAUAAACGAAUGUUGGAGACGUUAAUUCAGCGUUAUGUGUGACCUUGACAGAAUGCACAUUGUAUUGGUGAUCAGGCUUGUGCUGUAUGUCCCCCCCCUCCCCUUUACUACCACAAUAAAAUAUUGUCCCUCACAA
Brienomyrus brachyistius is the source of this 3074-nucleotide messenger RNA. RefSeq names its product serrate RNA effector molecule homolog. Bases 163 to 2868 code for a protein of 901 amino acids. Lineage: Eukaryota; Metazoa; Chordata; Actinopteri; Osteoglossiformes; Mormyridae. The transcript has 20 exons. Gene Ontology annotation, biological process: mRNA processing; primary miRNA processing. Gene Ontology annotation, cellular component: nuclear body. The record is from RefSeq and is a predicted model, not a curated record.